Molecule: messenger RNA, 2099 nt
Organism: Candidula unifasciata
Lineage: Eukaryota; Metazoa; Mollusca; Gastropoda; Stylommatophora; Geomitridae
Source: the annotation of a GenBank genome assembly
AUGGGGAAAAAAUCCAAAAAAGAUGACAAGCCUGUAGCAGACGAUGCGUUUGAAACAAUCAUUGUUGAAAGUCGGCAGGCAGCCACCGUAGUGUUGAUGCUGUCAAGCCCAGAAGAAGAUGUCCAAUCAAAGGCUUGCGAAGCCCUUUAUAAAUUUGUGGAAAAAUGUGAUGCCAACAAGAAGAUCCUUCUUGAGCUAGAAGGACUUAAUCCAUUGUUACAUUUGAUAACCAGUGAAGAUAAAACUGUCAGACGGCAUGCAAUCAUGGCUGUUGGGGUCAUGUGUGUUCACCCUGAUGUCCGCAAGUUUAUGAGGAAGAAACCAUCAGCAAUUCCAUCCAUUGUUUCUCUGUUGAGCCAAGAAGAAGACGCAGUAGUCCAUGAGUUUGCAGCCUUGGCUCUGUCAUUACUGGCUACAGAAUUUACUAGUAAAGUCGCCAUUUUUGAGGCUGGGGGUGUGGAGCCCUUGAUCAAACUGUUGAGUUCCAACGACCCUGAUGUGCAGAAGAACACCAUAGAAACUAUUGCACAGCUUGUUAUGGAUUACAAAACCAGGGCUGUUGUUCGUGAAUUUGAUGGCUUGAAUGCUGUUCUUGACCUGAUCAAGUCAGAAUACGCCAUCAUUCAGAGAUUAGCUUUACUGGCUUUGGAGAGACUUACACAAGAUGCUGAUAACCGACGGGUGUUACGAGAGAUAGAUGCAAUUUCCAGACUGUUGGAAGUUCUAGCUCAGCCGAUCCUGAAUGAUCUACAUGUCAUGGUGGUGAUGGUGCUGUCAAAUUUACUCGAGGACAAAGAAAGUUUGGAGCUGAUAAGAGAUACUGGAGCACUGAAACAGUUUGUGGCACUGAUAACUGACACAGCAAACCCAGAGGAUGAAUCAAAGAAAGGAGACAAAAAAUCGAGUUCUAGGGCUGGCAAGAAAGGCGGUAAAGAUGGCAAAGGUAGAAAGGACGAUGAUUUUAAAGAGGAUCUACCUGGCGCUGGUGAAUCUAUCAUCCCCACUUUACCUGAUGUCAAAAUGUGUGCAGCCAGAGCCAUUGCCAGAUCGGCAAGAAAUGCUGCAAAUCGCAAGUUGUUGCAUGAACAGGAAGCAGAAAAAAUGUUGAUACAUUUGCUCCAUGUUGAUGUUGCGGAUGUGCAAGCGUCUGCUGCCCUUGCAUUAGCCAUAAUCAGUGAGAAUUUUACUGCUAGAGACUCCAUCAGACAGUGGGGUGGCCUCUCCCCCCUUCUGAAACUCCUCAGGUCAGACAAUGGAGAAGUCAAGGAAUCUGCAGCAUUAGCUUUGGCUAACUUAACAACAGGGAACUCUCUGAACUGUCUUGAGGUGAGAAACAUGGGAGGCAUUGAAACCCUUAUCUCGAGUCUCCAUGAAGUUAGGGAAGAAAUUGUGGCCAGUGCAGCUUGUGCUUUGACGAAUUUAGCUCAGGAUGAGACACUUCGCUCUGAGGCACUUGCUCAGGGUGUUGUAACAGCUCUUAUAGAACCUCUACAAUCACAUAAUGCCAAUGUGCAGAGCAAGGCAGCCUUGGCAGUGUCUGCAUUUACAUGUGAUGCUGUGUCAAGGAAAGAACUCAGGGAGUCUGGAGGCCUGGAACCUCUAGUUCUGCUGCUGCAUUCUGGAAGUGAUGAAGUUCGAAGGAAUGCAGCCUGGGCAAUCACUGUUUGUGCAGUAGAUGAACCCACGGCAAUGGAAAUCUGCAAGCUGGGAGGUCUGAGUAUUCUACAAGAGAUCCAGACAUCAUCAUCUAGAAACAGUCCCUUCACAGAAGCUGCUCUGCAGAGACUUCUAGACAGUAACUUGUCUGCCAAAUUUUCACUUUACAAUUAUUUAGGACCCAGCAAUCUGAUAGAAGAUGGAUUCUUUGACUGUGGGAAGCUAAAACAAGGGACAGCAUUCAAAACACUGGAAGAGUACUGUGCCCAGGAGAUGAAUGAUAAGAGGCCUAUUAUUCUUGUGAAUGCUCAAGCUGGAGAGGAGACAGAGAGCAUCCAUGAGAUCAGUAAAUCAGACAGUGUUGAUUCCAAAGCAGAAUCUAUAAAAUCACAGAGGGAACACAGGGAAUCACUGACAAAGCCCAAACUUAAAGAAACAAAAGU